Chenopodium quinoa (quinoa) is the source of this 1164-nucleotide messenger RNA. RefSeq lists its product as uncharacterized. The record is from RefSeq and is a predicted model, not a curated record. Bases 1 to 1164 code for a protein of 387 amino acids. Lineage: Eukaryota; Viridiplantae; Streptophyta; Magnoliopsida; Caryophyllales; Amaranthaceae. The transcript has 2 exons.
AUGAAACGAAGAGAGCGGAGCUGGAUGUAUGAUAGUAUGGAUGGGCGUUCUAUUAAGCUUGAGUUCUUGAAAGGGGUAGAGGAAUUCGUGCGCUUUUCCGAAGAUCAUCGUGAGACUGCAAAGAAUGAAUAUAGGUGUCCUUGUGUUAAAUGCAAUAACAGACGUUUUCAAGAUCUGGACACAGUAAGAAUUCAUUUGUACAGCAAGGGAUUCACUCCUCGUUAUUGGGAGUGGAUUUGUCAAGGGGAAAGGCUACCUGAAUCCUCGGUAGAAGGCCAGUCAAACGAAUAUCGUGAUAUGGUUAUGGAUGCUGUUGGUCAUAAUUAUGAUCGAUCGGGUACUGAAGCUGCAGAGGAGGAGCCUAACGCUGAAGCAAAGCGUUUUCUUGAUUUGUUGAAGGCGUCUGAACAUCCAUUGUAUGAAGGGAGUUCGAUGUCAGUUUUGGAGGUGGCGGCAAGAAUUACUAGCUUAAACUGUGAGUACAAUUUGCCGCACAGGUGUGUCGAUGGGUUCGUUUCAUUGUUGACAGAAGUGAUCCCUGGUAGCAGCCGUUUGGGUGACACAUUCUACGAUGUUAAGAAGGUUGUUAAGGGGUUGGAGCUGCCGCAUGAAAAGAUUCAUGCAUGCCCCAAGGGUUGUAUGUUGUUUUGGAAAGAGGAUUCUGAACUUCCUACGUGUAGAGUGUGUGGCAGUGAUCGAUAUAACAAAACUUUUAAAGGCAGCUUGGUUCCGAAGAAUGCGCUAUUUUAUUUCCCGAUCACACCUAGGUUGCAAAGAAUGUUUGCAACGAAGAACCUUUCAGAGGAAAUGAGCUGGCAUGCAAAUAAUCCUCGUGUCAAAGGCACGAUGGCACACCCUAGUGUCACUGAAGCUUGGAGACAGCUUGAUACCUGCUUCCCAGAGUUUGCCUCGGAUCCACGGAAUGUUCGACUAGGGUUGUGUACAGAUGGUUUUGCUCCUCAUGUCCCUGGCCCCAAAAACCCGAAGGGGAAUUUAGAUGUGUACAUGCAACCACUGAUACUGGAGCCGAAACAGUUGUGGGAAGUUGGCGCAAGUACUUAUGAUAUAUCAAUGAAACAAAACUUCAACCUUAGAGCAGCCAUCCUAUGGACCAUUAGUGACUUCCCUGCAUAUGGUAUGUUGUCUAUGGUCUACGGCUGUUAA